This is a messenger RNA of Ilyonectria robusta, 3396 nucleotides long. RefSeq lists its product as uncharacterized. The record is from RefSeq and is a predicted model, not a curated record. Lineage: Eukaryota; Fungi; Ascomycota; Sordariomycetes; Hypocreales; Nectriaceae. Gene Ontology annotation, cellular component: membrane. Gene Ontology annotation, biological process: arachidonate metabolic process. The coding region runs from base 1 to 3396 and encodes 1131 amino acids. The transcript has 8 exons.
AUGUGUGAAGAGAUCAGCUACGUGGACUACGUCUUCACGCGCUAUCUGCUGGACACGACGCCUCUCAGACACGACAUAAAGGCUCUGCACGCUGAAGAUGCACUCUGUACGUGGAUAGGCGUUCCGUAUUACCAAUAUGGUAGAAAGCCCCAGAUCUACGUCUGGCCGCGACUGCAGCGCAUCUUGGAGCAAGGCCCGGCCACUUCGAGUCGGAGAUAUCCGAGCCUUGUUUCAUUCAUCGGCGACACCGGAUCCGGGAAGAGCACGCUAAUUCGAGCCAUGAUCCAACGGAUCAGGCCAAGUGAAACGGAGCUGCACUCGGUCCCUGUUCCUGGGCUGCCGGACGACGACUUCCGGUCGACGAGCAGCGAUAUUCACGUCUACGUUGAUCCAAAUACCCGCUUCACCAAUUCUCCCACCUUCUACGCCGACUGUGAGGGUUUUGUUGGCGGCGCGAAUCCAAUAGCGAGGGAGCAGAUUGCAUCUCUGAACCAGCGUCGCACAGCUCGCGACCACCGAAUGAAUCAGACCGAGUCGCGCGAGGGAAAACUGUUUGAAAACAUAGAGCACUACAACCGAACUGCUCGAAAGCCUCCCGUAAAUUUACAAUGGGGAAGGCUGGUUUCUCUGCCUCGCGGGGCGGCGUAUCCAAACGACCCGACAACAAGGCGGCCAAGAGGUCACGUUGAUGACCAGACGCAGGAAAGAAUUGUGAAGAGAGUCUAUCCCAAGAUUCUAUACGCAUUUUCCGAUGUCAUUUGCUUUGUGACGAACAAUCCCAGAUCCUCCCAAGACUUUCUGAAGCGAUUGAUCGAAUGGGCCAAAGAAGCCUACGAUCGCAUUCUGAACCAGAGGGUAAAGCCAGCAGUCAUCAUUAUCCUUAACAAGCAUCUUGACCCCGACGCUUGCGUUCGACGUGACCUCACGCGAGAGAUGCUACGCGAAUUUGAGCAGAGCCAAACCUACCACGAGUUGGUCGACCUUUGGACGCAACGAGGGCGAAGGAUCCAAUGUGCCAAAGAUGUACUGGAAUGUUACUACCGGUCCAUCAAAGUCGUCACCAUUCCAGUCUACGGGAAACGCAGCAUGCCCAGUGCGGCCGCGUCCAUCUCUAAGGCCGUUCAGCGGCUCUACGAAGAUAUUCAAGCGUCAACAAAGGUGAUCCGGGAUCAGAGGACGUCUUCCAACACUCAAUUUGACGUGGCGACUCUGGACACGUAUCUGAAUGACUCGCUGCGGGCACUGGCCAAGGACUAUCGCUCGUCGCUUGACUUCCAUCGCCUGGCAGCAGGGGUUGCACUAAGGCCCAAGCUAUUCUCUGAGCAUCUAGCAGCUGUGAUGGCAAAUCUUGCCCGCACGCGUGGUCUGGACGAGACAAACGAGGUCGGUGGCGAACAACAGGUCGCCGAUGACAUGGCGCGAUUUGUCGGCGCUUCAAUCGCCGUCCAGCUUCCAUGGGGCGGGGUGGAGGAAGAAUUGCAAGAGCAAAAGGAGUCCUUGGUUCAGGAAGCUCGCCACGGCUUUGAGCUCUACCGCUGGAGAGACUGGCGCUGCGAAGCAAUGGAUCGCAGAGGCCAACGACGUUGUCGAAACUAUUACAACCUGCACCGCAAGGGCCACCAGUUCGAGCGCCCAAGAGAUCGUCAAUCCGUCGGGAUUUCAGUGGACGACGUCGAAGAGCAUAGCCACGUGUGCUCGUGGGAUCCAGACAGGUUCCACGAAUUGAUCUGGGACGAGCUUAAGCGUCUGAAGAGCAAACGUUCCGGCAUGCGGAGACUGGCCGCGUUAGCCCUAGGGACAGGGAUAGCAGGAGGCCACGGCAUCUGCGAGGAGUGUCUUCACCGCUUCGCUGAUGAAGUCGAUUACAACCCUGUUCUUCAGCUAAAGCGCUGCCCGCUAGGAUGUUCUUUCACCAAACCAUCUUGGAGUAUACGAGUGAAGCCAAAGACAGCCGGUCCGCGGGUUCUCGCGCUCGAUGGCGGGGGCGGCGUGAGAGGAAUUGUAGAGCUAGCCUUUCUGAACCAGAUCGAGAAGGAGGCGAAUAUCCAUAUACACGAACUCUUUGACCUCGUAGUCGGCACAAGCACUGGGGGGGUCGUUGCAUUGGGCGUCUUCUACCAGGGAUGGAGUCCGAAGGAUAGUAUCUCGACCUUCCAGAAGCUCGCCAGGAGCGCCUUCUCUCUGCGAAUGAGGUUGGGAGCUCCGGUCAUCAAGUCGGUCGUGCAGCCGUUUUGCUCGUUCCGAUACACGAGUGCGGGCAUCGAGAAGGCGCUGAAGGAUCAGUUCGGCGAAACUGCCUAUUUGUUUGGGCCGACCGACGGGGACAGACAGCAGGCGGACUGGGUCAAAGUUGGCGUUGUGACUUGCCUACAGUCCCAGAACGAGGCUGGCUUGGUGGCAAACUAUUCAAGAGAUCCAAGCGGGAAUAGCGAAGAAGACCCUCUUAUUCGAGCAGAGCAUCAGUCGCAAGACUUCAAGGUUUGGGAAGCUGCGAGAGCAACAACCGCAGCGCCCUUCUACUUCCAGCCCUUCACUCACCACCACGGAACUUAUGAGGACGGCGCCAUGGCCGAGAUCAACCCCAUCAGAUUGGCCGUCUCCGAGAGCAAGAAAAUCUGGCCCGACUGCUCCCGACCCGACAUUGUUGUCUCCAUCGGAACCGGUCGAGUCGUAGACAUCGCCGGCAAACCCCGAACGCAGGACGACCCCAGGACCGAGAAGCUCAUCUCAUUCCUCCCCGGUGGUAUACGAAAGCAAGUCGAGACGUCGUACAACACCAUCAAGAGCACGACGGCCUGUGAGGAUGCGUGGAAAGACUUCAUGCAGAACAUGCUCGACCAGCAACUUCGGCCACACUGCCACCGGCUCAACAUUGCCAUGUCCAAGGGCGUCAAGAUGGACGAAGUCAAAGAAAUGGGCGCUUUGAACAAGACUUUCAAAGCGUAUCUCAGUAACGAAUCUCGCGCGCCGUAUUUAGACUCGCGGUUCAAUUCUCUGGAUGACCACGUGUGUGCUGUCGCGAGACGCCUGGUUGCGAGCCUCUUCUGCUUCUCUCGCGAGUUGGAUGAGGACAUGCCAGCCGACCACGUCCAGGGAUGGAUCUUCUGCCGUGUUAAUCCGGGGUCUCAGGAUGCAGAGACGCUCUGCAACUCCGGUAUCAGAUUCCGACUGCUGCAAGAGUCGACAUCACCGAGAAACAGGGCGUCGCCGAGAAACAGAGCGGAGCGGAUCAUGCCCAUCAACUUCACCCGUGGGAGGACGCGCUUCGAUCCGCAGGAUAUGGUGGCGCUUGUAACGUUCAGGGUGUUUUCUGGCCCGUUCCGGAAGACAAUCCAGCUUCAUUCGCCAGAGUGGAGGGGGCGGACGGAACACUGGGAGGCUAUCUCUGGCUUUUAG